CGCUCUCUUCAGCUGCCUUGCUGUCUCUUCCCGUGUCUCGAAGCAGACAGCAGAGCAGCACCGGCAGUUCUAACUGGCUGUCGGCCUAGUUUCUACGGAAGUCAUGGCGGCGCCGUUAGCUCAUUUCGAUGAGGACUGGCAGGACUUUAACGAAUUCAGACCCUCCUCGGAUUCGGCCGAGCAGUUGGACCAGCUAAACACAAAUGUGGGCGAUUCGUCAUCGGGCCUAGACGAUUUUUCAGACCUGGACAACAGCUUGUCCGGGGAGAUCUGCAGCUUCAAAUCGAUGGAGGACCUCGUCCAUGACUUCGACGAGAAGCUGACAGUGUGUUUCCGAAACUACAACACCACGACAGAAAACAUAGCUCCCAUUAAACCUAUCACUGAGGAUAAUUACUUGAAAGACGACGAGGUGUGGAACGCUCUGACAGAUAACUAUGGCAACGUGAUGCCUGUGGACUGGAAGACAUCACACACUCGCUCCCUACACCUACCCACCCUCAACCUCACUGAGAAUGAGAAGUUGGAUAACCAGUCUCUCGAUCUGUCAGACGAUGAGGAGCUAAGGGAGCAGAUGGAUAUGCACUCAAUCAUAGUCUCCUGUAUCAACGAUGAGCCACUCUUCACAGCUGAACAAGUGAUAGAGGAGAUAGAGGAGAUGAUGCAGGAGUCUCCUGACCCAGAGGACGAUGAGAGCCCCUCCCAGUCAGAUCUGUCCAUGCUCUCUCAGGACUUCCACACUAUGAAACACUCUGGCUCCAACACCAGCUAUGAGGACCGUUUGCGCCAGCUUUCUGUGUCAGAGCUGACCGAGACUCUCGAGGAAGUGGAGUUGGCCAUUCGCCGCUACAGUGAAGAGCUGAUCCAGGCUCUGGCCCUGCGAGAUGAACUGGACUAUGAAAAGGAGGUGAAGAACAGCUUCAUCUCACUGCUGAUCGAUGUGCAGAAUAGACAGAAGGAACACCGCGAGCUACUCCGCAAGAAGAAGAAGAUCAGAAGUACGACUACAAGCGGCCCCAACAGCCAGAGGACAGCCGGCACGCACAUACCGGGCACGCUCCUCACUCUGGAGGGACUCUCCACUGUCAUUCAAAAUGGCCUCCGUCAAACAUUUGGCAGCACAGGAGGGGACAAACAGUACCUGACCACAGUGAUCCCUUAUGAGAAGAAACCUGGCUCCCUAUCAGUAGAGGACCUCCAGAUCCUCACAAAAAUCCUCCAUGCCAUGAGGGAUGACAGCGAGAAGGUACCUGCCCUGCUAACAGACUACAUUCUCAAAGCUCUGGUGUGAGAGCAGUGGAACGUGAGUUCUUUGUCCGACGUAAAGCUGAAGGCAAGCGUUGGUUCCAGGACCUUCCACUGGACCAUCAGAAGGGAGUUCUGGUAAUUUGGAAGAAUCCACAUAAUGGACAAAAAUCCAAACCUUAAUCCCCAUUUUACAUAUCAUAGACUUUCUUUGUGGCUGUUUUAACUCUGCCACACUGUUGUUGUUCCUGAGAUUUUAACUUUAGAUAGAACUCCUUAGUGUUUAUAGUUCUUUUCAGUUGUAAUGUAAACAUUUUAUUGCUCGAGUGCUAUAACCCUGUACAACCUGGUCGCAUGAUAACUCGUCUCUGGAUGCCAGUAGUCAGUAUUAGUCAGAACACCUCACUUCCUGAUUAGCCAGUGGCUCCUGAAUAGUGAAGGGUCAGGGAAAUAACAAGGUGGCUUUUAUUUAUUCUGUGGGAUUCAUCUGCAGAUGUGUGUGAGGGAAAUGCAGUCCAAUCUGUUUUGUAAACCGAGUGCAGUUGCAUCUGCGGAGUUCAUGCUUGAUGUCGGAAAACAAAUCCUGGCAGAGUUUCUGGAUCUCAAAGUGUCAGGCGAGUCAUGAUAUCAAGCAUAAACCCUGUUUUUCCUGUGAGGAAACCUUUGCUUUAAUGUCAUUGGUUGAUCUACUGCAUACAGUGUCUUGAGUUUGAAAAUUCUGCAUAGUAAGGAUCAGAGAGCAACCCUUUAACUUUUAAAAUUCAAAUCGUAGGCCCACUUGUCUUUGCAUGUUGGUUUUAGGUUUAUGCUCAAUAUUAACUGUUAGUUGAAUGUUAGAAUGAAAUAUUUUGUAUACAAGUAAGUGAAAUUGCAGUUUUAGGACCUUUUUACUUUUUGAAAAAGGGACAAGUGAAAUUACUUAAAUAGCUUGGUGAACAAAUAUGUAAAGUGUAUUUUUGGAUAAGGAAUUGUUUUAGUGAGAUUAGGGAGUUGCCAGAAGCCACUUUUGUGACCACAUUGCUGUAAAUGCUGCCCAUUGACCUCUGAGCCCUCAAGUAGUGACCCCAUCCCCAGCAACUUUAUCACUUCCCCAGGAGCCGUCAUCCCUUUAGUCUGCUGUUACCUCAUGCACUACAUUUUUGCAUUAGUAGAUGUUGGCCAAACUGGUCAUGUCAGACAGAUUCUGUGUAAAUAGGAUUCUGUAAGCUUUGAUAUUUGUGGAAUUAAGCGUCUACUUUUCAGUUGGAGGUUUUCUCCAUUAACCCUUUAACUGUUUGGUGGUUGUACUUUUGUCUGUCAGUGUUUGAUGAAGCUUAGAAAUAUUAGGUUGUGGUGCAAAAAACAUGCCCAUUAACAGCAUGGAGAUUUAUUGGCCUGCAGCUUGUUCCAUCUAUUUACCUUAUCAGUCAUGAGUUAAAACAACUUUAGAGGGGUACUCCACAGAUUUUACACAUUGGCAUGAGUUUGUAAGCAGUACUGCUCAGCCUGUACAACAGUUGUACAUCUUCUUUUGUCCACAUGCAAACUAGUGAUGGUAGGCUCGACACUAUCGAUGCAGAAGUAUCGUGGCACAAUGUUUUGAUGCCUCACUUCAGAAUGGAUUCAGAAGGAAAGUGGCGACAUCUCCAUUGACUCUGACAGUUUUUUACAGUAAUGGCGGAUCAUGGGAAGUUCAAAUAGUUCCAAACGUUGGGUGCAGUGCAGCAGUAUACUGGUUUCAUGGUAUGAAAAUUGACAGUUAUACCAUGCACAUUUGCUUAUUAGCAGUAUUGAAGGAAAAGAAAAAGAUCUUCCCUAACUGCUUGCCAGACUCCAUUAAUGGGGCACCAUAUGCACACGUCGUGA
This is a messenger RNA of Monopterus albus (swamp eel), 3090 nucleotides long. RefSeq names its product fasciculation and elongation protein zeta 2b (gene fez2b). The record is from RefSeq and is a predicted model, not a curated record. The transcript is spliced from 11 exons. NCBI's taxonomy places the organism in Eukaryota, Metazoa, Chordata, Actinopteri, Synbranchiformes, Synbranchidae. Bases 104 to 1291 code for a protein of 395 amino acids. Gene Ontology annotation, cellular component: cytoplasm; axon.